UUUUCAGUGUAAACGAAACUGAUCUGAGUCUCUCUGUCGUCUGUCUUUGUGAGAGUGAACAACCGUCCAAAUGGCUCAACAGGGAGUUCUGCUGGACCAGGACCAGUUCUGUUGUUCUGUCUGUCUGGAUCUACUGAAGGAGCCGGUCACUACUAUCUGUGGACACAGUUACUGUAGGAGCUGUAUUGAGGGCUGCUGGGAUCAGGAUGUUCUGAAAGGGGUCUAUAGCUGUCCUCAGUGCAGAGAGACCUUCACUCCAAGGCCUAAUCUGAGGAAAAAUAACAUGUUGGCUGAGCUGGUGGAGAAACUGAAGAAGACAGGACUCCAGGCUGCUCCCCCUCCUGCUCUGUGCUAUGCUGGACCUGGAGAUGUGGCGUGUGAUUUCUGCACUGGGACCAGAAAGCAGAAAGCCCUCAUGUCCUGUCUGGCGUGUCUGGCCUCUUACUGUGAGACUCACCUCCAACCUCACUAUGAAUCUCCUGCUUUCAAGAAGCACAAGUUGGUCAAAGCCACGGCACAACUACAGGAGAAGAUCUGCUCUCAUCAUGACAAACUGCUGGAGGUUUACUGUCGUACCGAUCAGCAGUGUAUCUGUUAUCUGUGUACAAUGGAUGAACAUAAAGGCCAUGAUACAGUGUCAGCUGCAGCAGAGAGAACUGAGAAACAGAGGCAGCUGGGGAUGAGUCAGCAGAAGGUCCAGCAGAGAUUCCAGGAGAGAGAGAAGGAGCUGAAGGAGCUCCAACAGGCUGUGGAGUCUUUCAAGCGCUCUGCACAGUCAGCAGUGGAGGUCAGUGAUCAGAUCUUUACAGAGCUGAUCCGCUCCAUUGAGAGAAGGAGCUCUGAGGUGAAGGAGCUGAUCAGAGCCCAAGAGAAGGCUCAAGUGAGUCAAGCUGAAGGACUCCUGGAGCAACUGAAGCAGGAGAUAGCUGAGCUGAGGAAGAGAAGCACUGAGCUGGAGCAGCUCUCACACACAGAGGAUCACAUCCAUUUCCUCCAGGUAUCAGUCUCUCUCCAGUAUCAGUGUAUCUUCAGACUUACCCAGCAUCGUUGUCCGUCCUCUUCAGUACUUUGGAGAUGUGAGUAAGACUGUGUCUGAACUGAGAGAGAAACUAGAAGACUUCCUUAAAGGAGAAUGGACCAAGAUCUCCACUACAG
Molecule: messenger RNA, 1155 nt
Organism: Oncorhynchus mykiss (rainbow trout)
Lineage: Eukaryota; Metazoa; Chordata; Actinopteri; Salmoniformes; Salmonidae
Source: RefSeq, a predicted model, not a curated record